Molecule: messenger RNA, 495 nt
Organism: Mytilinidion resinicola
Lineage: Eukaryota; Fungi; Ascomycota; Dothideomycetes; Mytilinidiales; Mytilinidiaceae
Exons: 1
Coding region: 1-495 (164 amino acids)
Source: RefSeq, a predicted model, not a curated record
AUGACGGGCAUGAGGCGUGGAGUUGUGCUUUUGUCCACCACAUGGGAGAUGUCAGCGUCGUGGAAACGCGCCAUCGGGAGUGGACCGGCAUUAGCUGCCCGUAUCGACGUUUACUUUUUGCCAGUGCCGAGGAGGAGCCCUGUCUCAGACACGCUCCUGGGGCCGCCGGCGGGUGCAGUUGCUGCAGUUGCUGCAGUUGCUGCAGUUGCUGCUGGAGAGUGCGUCGUGCUGUGGGCAACGUGGGCGACGAUGCACGUCGAGAUAGAUAAGGAGAGUGCUGGGGCUUGUAUGAAUUCGCUUGAUGAUGAAUGGAGAGAGCGGCGAGCUCCAGCAAAGCUUACCCUGCCACCUGCGCACUCGAUGUCGUCUUCUGCUGGCCUUCUGGAAGGCUUGGGGCUGCCCCACUCGUCGAACCGCCACGUGGAGGAGGCGGAGGCGCACAUGGCUGGGGAGAUCGCUUCCAAUCAUCUCUGGCACACGUUGGACCAGCGAUGA